Cyphomyrmex costatus is the source of this 1395-nucleotide messenger RNA. RefSeq names its product Nfs1 cysteine desulfurase (gene Nfs1). Gene Ontology annotation, biological process: [2Fe-2S] cluster assembly. Lineage: Eukaryota; Metazoa; Arthropoda; Insecta; Hymenoptera; Formicidae. Bases 46 to 1395 code for a protein of 449 amino acids. The record is from RefSeq and is a predicted model, not a curated record. Gene Ontology annotation, cellular component: nucleus; cytosol; mitochondrion. The transcript is spliced from 11 exons. Gene Ontology annotation, molecular function: pyridoxal phosphate binding; cysteine desulfurase activity.
GGCCACUAUCCUUCAUUCCCUUUCCAGUUGUAGGCGAUAAUUAGAAUGUUUCGGUCAACAAGGAGUUUGAUUGUCGCGCUGCAACGCGUGAAGGAUCGUCGUUUGCAUACCUGCGGUCAACAGUUAUCAGAGGUUGCCGAAUAUGAAUCUCCUAUCAUGGAUGAUUAUAAAAAGGGUCCUACGGAAGGUAGGGCCCUUUAUUUGGAUGCCCAAGCCACUACUCCAUUGGAUCCUCGAGUAUUGGAUAAGAUGAUGUCGUAUCUGACAGUAUACCAUGGUAAUCCACAUUCCAGAACUCACAUGUAUGGUUGGGAAUCAGAAGCAGCAGUUGAGCAUGCUCGCCAGCAAGUUGCAAAUCUAAUAGGAGCAGAUAAGAAGGAAGUGAUAUUUACAUCUGGUGCAACAGAAUGCAAUAAUAUUGCUAUAAAGGGCAUAGCAAGGUUCUACAAAUCCAAAAAAACUCAUAUUGUGACAACCCAAACAGAACACAAGUGCGUACUGGAUUCAUGUAGAGCUCUAGAAGCUGAAGGAUUUGAUGUAACAUACAUUUCCGUAAAAUCAAAUGGUCUUAUUGACCUCAGCGAACUGGAAGCAGCCAUUAGGCCAUCUACAUCACUGGUUUCUGUGAUGAUGGUGAAUAAUGAGAUUGGUGUUAAACAGCCUAUUGAACAAAUUGGUACUAUUUGUAGAAAGAAAAAGGUCUUUUUUCACACGGAUGCUGCGCAAGCUAUAGGCAAAGUACCAGUUAAUGUUAAUGCUAUGAAUAUUGAUGUAAUGUCUAUCAGUGGUCACAAGUUAUAUGGUCCAAAAGGUAUUGGAGCCCUUUAUGUUAGAAGGAGGCCUCGAGUGCGUGUAGAACCAUUGCAAAGCGGUGGCGGGCAAGAAAGAGGGAUGAGAAGUGGUACUGUGCCAACGCCCUUGGCAGUAGGGUUAGGUGCUGCUUGUGAGUUAGCGCAGACAGAAAUGGACUAUGAUCACAGAUACAUCAACACACUUUCGAAUCACCUGAUUCAAAAGAUAACGUCAAAUUUGUCGCAAGUUGUGCGAAACGGAGAUCCUAUAGCCUGGUAUCCUGGCUGCGUGAAUCUGUCAUUCGCAUGCGUAGAGGGUGAAUCGUUAUUGAUGGCUUUAAAGGACGUGGCAUUAAGCAGCGGUUCGGCUUGUACCAGUGCAAGCUUGGAACCCAGCUACGUGCUCAGAGCAAUAGGUGCCUCGGAAGAUCUGGCACAUUCCAGUAUCAGGUUUGGCAUCGGACGAUUUACAACGUUCGAGGAAGUCGAUUAUACGGCGGACAAUACGAUACAGCAUGUAAAACGACUUCGAGAGAUGAGCCCACUGUGGGAAAUGGUAGAAGAUGGUAUCGAUUUGAAGACUAUCAAAUGGACUCAGCACUAG